GAUUAUUAUUAGGAUCGGAAUUCGUCCUUCAGGCCGCAGCGAUCAUUCUCUUCCCAUUCUGCGCUCCGUGAUUCUAAUUCUCCUUUUUCUUUUCUCCCCCGCCAAAUUCUUGUCUUAAUCGAAGAGAAUUGAGGGUCCACGUAGAAUCGAAAAGGCAUCCUAGUCAGGAUUCCUGUACUGGUUGGGUAUGGGAUCUGUGGAUGGCAUUGUGAGUAGUGAACAUGGGAAGCACCACCCCCUUCUUUCAUUCGGAGUUAUAUCAGAUGUGCAGUACGCUGAUAUUCCCGAUGGCCGUUCCUUCCUCGGUGUUCCAAGGUAUUAUCGACAUAGCUUUAUUGUGCUGCAGAGGGCGGUUCACAAGUGGAACCAGCAAAAGCACAACUUUGUGCUGAAUUUCGGUGACAUUGUUGAUGGGUUUUGCCCAAAAGACCAGUCUUUUGCUGCUGUUAAGAAACUGGUUGAUGAAUUUGAUAGGUUCAAUGGCCCAGUGUACCACAUGAUUGGGAAUCAUUGCCUUUACAACCUUCCUCGAGACAAAUUGCUUCCCCUUCUAAGGAUUCCUGGUUAUGGUGGCCGUGCCUAUUAUGAAUUUUCUCCGGUUCCGGAAUUUAGAUUUGUUAUUCUUGAUUGUUAUGAUAUAAGCGCCAUUGGUUGGCCUGAGGAUCAUCCAAACACAUUGAAUGCCUUGAAAUUACUCGGGGAGAAAAAUCCAAACUCUGAUAAGAAUAGUCCAGAUGGGCUUGUGGGAUUGGAGAGAAGGUUUCUAAAGUUCAAUGGGGGUGUUGGGAACGAACAACUGGGAUGGCUUGAUCAUGUCCUUCAGGAGGCCAAUGAGUCCAACCAGAAGGUAAUAAUUUGCUCUCACCUACCACUAGAUCCCCAUGCCUCGUCGAAUGAAGCAUUGUUGUGGAAUUACAAUGAAGUCCUUGACGUGAUAUACAAAUAUAAUUGUGUCAAGGUCUGUCUAGCUGGACAUGAUCACAAAGGUGGUCAAUCAAUUGACUCCCAUGGUAUUCACCAUCGGGUCCUCGAAGCAGCUCUUGAGUCCCCUCCUGGGACAAAUUCUUUUGGGUAUAUUGAUGCCUUUGAUGAUAGGAUCUCACUUUUCGGAACUGAUAGAAUGAAGAGCUCCGAUAUGCUCUUCAGUUGCUGAGUUUAUACUCUUCUGGAAUUUCUUGUAUAUUGUUUUUGUUUUUCAUUUUAGUUCCCCCCUGUUAGUUUUCAUCUGGAUUCCAUAUGGGGUCAGUACUUUUUCGUGGGUAUUAAUGAUCAACUGUUGUAUAAAUCUGAAUGAGUAUACUUCUUAUGCAAAAUCUUUUGGGAUUAAGGCUUGGAUGUUGUUGUAGUUGUGCCGUUGUGGUAUACUUCUUAUGCAGCAUAUAAUAUACGAAAUAACUUGUUUUGUCA
Cuscuta epithymum is the source of this 1407-nucleotide messenger RNA. Lineage: Eukaryota; Viridiplantae; Streptophyta; Magnoliopsida; Solanales; Convolvulaceae. The record is from the annotation of a GenBank genome assembly.